Molecule: messenger RNA, 4054 nt
Organism: Astyanax mexicanus (Mexican tetra)
Lineage: Eukaryota; Metazoa; Chordata; Actinopteri; Characiformes; Acestrorhamphidae
Gene: itgb1a
Product: integrin, beta 1a
Exons: 16
Coding region: 345-2735 (796 amino acids)
Biological process (GO): cell adhesion mediated by integrin; cell migration; cell-matrix adhesion
Cellular component (GO): cell surface; integrin complex; focal adhesion
Molecular function (GO): C-X3-C chemokine binding; integrin binding; fibronectin binding
Source: RefSeq, a predicted model, not a curated record
CUCUCUCUCUCGCUCUCUCACACUUCUCCUCAGGCUCUCUCUCUUGAGUCUGCUGGUUCUCCUGAGUGCGGCUCUGGUUCUGCUGGUAGCUGCUGGUUAAGUUGGAGUGAGUAUUAGUGGGUAAACUGGGCUGAGGUGUUGUUGGAGUAACCGGCUGCUGAUACCGGGAGAAUGGAGUGAGCGGGUCCGGUCCGUGGUGGGUCGUAAGCGGAACAGAGAGGGGGGAUCGCGGGGGCUGAGAGGGCUGAGAGCCGCUGGCGAGGCUCAUAGAGCGGAGAGGAGAGGGGGUCCAGCCUGCUGAGCGCUGCGAGAGAAAAACACCACAAAAUCAGAAGAGUUUUAAGAUGGACCUUAAACUACUUUUCAUUUCAACGUUGUUAGGAGUUAUUUGCUACAGCAGUGCCCAGCCAGAGGGGAACGAGUGCAUCAAAGCUAAUGCAGAAUCCUGCGGGGACUGCAUCCAAGUGGGGGCGAAGUGUGGGUGGUGCACGGAUAUAAAUUUCCUAAAGCAGGGAGAACCUACAUCAGCCCGCUGUGAUGAGCUGGAAUCUCUGAAAAAGAGAGGAUGUGUGGCAGCCAAGAUCGAGAACCCUCGAGGCAGCCAGAGGACCCUCAGAAACAAGCCUGUCACCAACCGCAAGAAAGGAGGAGAGAAGCUCAAACCUGAGGACAUCACCCAGAUCCAGCCACAGAAACUGUCCGUCAGCCUUAGAUCUGGAGAGCCUCAGAAAAUAGACCUAAAGUUCAAAAGAGCCGAGGACUACCCUAUAGACCUGUAUUACCUUAUGGACCUGUCCUACUCCAUGAAGGAUGAUCUGGAAAAUGUCAAAAAUUUAGGCACCAGCCUGAUGCUGGAAAUGUCCAAGAUUACCUCUGACUUCAGGAUUGGGUUUGGCUCUUUUGUGGAGAAGACAGUUAUGCCCUAUAUCAGCACCACUCCCGCUAAGCUUCUGAACCCCUGCACUGGAGACCAGAACUGCACCAGCCCUUUCAGCUACAAGAACGUCCUGAAGCUCACCAGCAACGGCCAGCAGUUCAACACUCUUGUGGGACAGCAGCAGAUCUCUGGCAACCUGGAUUCUCCAGAGGGGGGUUUCGAUGCCAUCAUGCAAGUGGCCGUUUGUGGGGAACACAUUGGCUGGAGAAAUGUCACACGUUUGCUGGUGUUUUCUACGGAUGCUGGUUUCCACUUUGCUGGAGAUGGAAAACUGGGUGGGAUUGUGCUUCCCAAUGAUGGCAAAUGCCACCUGGAGAACAACAUGUACACUAUGAGCCACUAUUAUGACUACCCUUCCAUUGCCCAUCUGGUGCAGAAACUGAGUGACAAUAACAUCCAGACCAUCUUUGCUGUAACAGAGGAAUUUCAGCCUGUUUAUAAAGAAUUGAAAAACCUCAUUCCAAAAUCUGCUGUGGGAACACUGUCAGCUAACUCCAGCAAUGUGAUCAACCUCAUUAUUGAUGCCUACAAUUCUCUGUCCUCUGAGGUGAUUUUGGAGAACAGUAAGCUGCCUGAAGGAGUGACCAUCACCUACCAGUCCCACUGCAAAAAUGGAGUGGUCAGUGUUGGAGAGGAUGGACGAAAAUGCUCCAAUAUCUCCAUAGGAGAUGAGGUGUACUUCAGUAUAAACAUCACUGCUCAGGGCUGCCCCAAGCAGGGCAAGUCUGAGUCAUUAAAGAUCAGACCGCUGGGCUUCACUGAAGAGGUGGAGAUCAAGCUGAGCUUCAUCUGUGACUGUGAGUGUCAGAAGGAUGGCAUCCCCAACAGUGAUCUCUGCAAUAACGGCAACGGCACCUUCGAGUGUGGGGCCUGCAGGUGCAAUAAGGGUCGUAUUGGCCGAGAGUGUGAGUGCAGGAAGGACGAGGUGUCCAGUGAAGACCUGGACAAGAACUGCCGCAAGGACAAUGGCACAGAUCUCUGCAGCAACAACGGCGAGUGUGUGUGUGGAAAGUGUGAGUGUAAGAAGAGGGAGAAUCCUGAGGAGUACUACAGCGGAGAGUACUGCGAGUGUGACAACUUCAACUGUGACCGCUCAAACAACAAGCUCUGUGGAGGUCAUGGGCGCUGUGAGUGUAGGGUGUGCAUUUGUGAUGCUAACUACACCGGAAGUGCAUGUGACUGCUCUCUGGACACCUCCACCUGCUUGGCCUCCAACAAUCAGAUCUGUAAUGGCAGAGGCAAUUGUGAGUGUGGUGCCUGCAGGUGCACUGACCCCAAAUUCCAGGGACCCACCUGUGAGAUCUGCCCCACCUGCCCUGGAGUCUGCACUGAGCACAAGGCGUGUGUGCAGUGCAGGGCCUUCGGUACAGGAGAGAAGAAGGACACGUGUGAUCGAGAGUGUAACUACUUCACUCUGACCAAAGUGAAAGACCGGGACAAGCUGCCCCAGCCCGUUCAGGCCUUCCCACUCAUGCACUGCAAGGAGAGAGACGCCAACGACUGCUGGUUCUACUACACCUACGCCGUCAAUAACAACACUGAGGUCCACGUCGUUGAGACUUUAGAAUGCCCGGCGGGUCCUGAUAUCAUCCCCAUCGUGGCAGGAGUGGUGGCUGGAAUCGUGCUGAUUGGUCUGGCUCUUCUGUUAAUCUGGAAGCUGCUCAUGAUCAUUCAUGACCGCCGCGAGUUUGCCAAGUUCGAGAAAGAAAAAAUGAAUGCUAAAUGGGACACGGGAGAAAAUCCAAUCUAUAAGAGUGCUGUUACAACUGUGGUCAAUCCCAAAUAUGAAGGCAAAUAAUGGACACCUCUUCACUGUGCUCAGAACAGUAUUCUUAAAUUGACAUUUAAAAAAAUUAUUCUCUUCCAUUGAAAUCUUCAUUUUACUUUAUUUUGUAGAAAAGUGCAUUUUAUAUGGUAUCACAGCAUUAAGACUGUAAGACACUUACAGUCAUAUGCAAAAACUUGGACACCCCUGAUCAAAUGACGUUUUGUUGAAUGUAAUAGAAGUAAAGUCUACGUUACCUUCUAAAUAUGGCACAUUUUAAAACACAAGUUCAAUGUAUUUGCUGAAUUUAGCAUAUUAUACAUAGAAUGCAUAUUAAAUGUGCCAUACAUGUUGUCAUUUUAACUUUAUGUUUGUGCAGAAUAAUAGGAUGAGUACUUAAUUUCACUCUUUUGUACAGGGGUGCCCAAAUUUUGGCAUCCGACUGUCUGUGUCUUCUUUAAUUCAUUGCAAAAUGUGUACAGUUUGUAUAGUUCUUUUGCAUCUGUUUCUUUUAUCUUAAGCAGGACAUUUAUGCCUUCUCAUAGCGAUGCAAGACUUUUUCUUUUAUUAUUGCAAGGCAGAGAGGCCUAUAAAGCGUUCAUAAGCGGUACAUGAAGUAUCAGACAAGGUUUUAUGAAGAUAGUUAAUGAUUAUGUGAUUCUGUGUAGGCCCUGAUUUGUCAUUGUGCUGCAUUAGACUGGGUGUUUGAAUAUAAUUCUGGUACGCAACAUGCCAUUAACAGUCUGAACGCGAUGUAACGCAUCAGUGAUUGGACACUCGUGACAAUCGGAUUAUUGGUACUGUCUAUUGUUAUUCUGAUUUUUUUUUCUAUGUUAUUGACUGUGCAUAGGUACAUGCCUACCUGUCUCAGAAGUAUUUUACAAGCUAUUCCACUUAUGUUAUCAAACAGCAGUUCUAGUGGUUAUGCUGGUAUCUCUUUUAGAUCUUAAACCCCUAAAGCAUACAGCAUUUUAAUCUUAAAACUGUUUAGAAUCAUUUUUAUUUUUUUGUGUAGUCCCACUGGGCUCUAUUUUAGGGCCUGUAAAACUAUUCGGUUUGACAGCAGUAGUUAUUAGAGUUAAGAGAACUGAAAUGUGGGCUUACCGUACAUACUGAGUUUAAGGUGUUAAUUCAUUUUGCCACAAUUGUCUUGUGUAUUGUGUGUAUAUAUAUAUAUAUAUAUAUAUAUAUAUAUAUAUAUAUAUAUAUAUAUAUAUAUAUAUAUAUAUAUAUAUAUAUGAAGAAUUGUCAUUGAAGUCAUGUGGAAAUGUAUCCUGACACUGUAUAAACAAACAACUGCCAGAUACAAGUCAUGUUAAAAUAUAGGAUUACAACCUUUUUGCUUGACUAUA